UGCAAUGCGACUGUCAGUCUGUGUAGAGCAAGAAAAUGGCGUAGAUGACGGAAAAUCGUUUUUAGAGAUUAUUGUAUAGAUUACUUAAACAACCACAUAUUGCAGUGUAGUGAAAAUCAUAAUAAUAUCAAGGAAACAUGUUUCCAAAUGGCAACGCUAAUGCAGACCUGGACUUCAACAAGCACAAUCAAUAUAUAGCGCAACCACCGCAUUUUCUGCCUGCGCUUGGAACACCAAUUACAAUGCCUUGCCAGGGUCCCGGUCCUAGUACUGGGGUUGCAGUUGGAGUUAGAUCAGCUGCUCCUGUUAUGCCACUGAACAUGCAGGGCUGCAUUGACUGGGCCCAAUUGGCCCAGCAAUGGAUACAUAUGCGGGACUCGACUCCUGCACCGCCUCCUCUAGCUAAUUUUAGCAUUAACAUGGCGAUUGCACCUCCUCCACCGAUCAUAAGCAAUGUCCCUGAAUACCACCAUCACAACCACUUAGAACUACGACAGCCUCAUCAUCAACAUCAGCAGCAACAGCCUAAAGCGCAAGCACGCUACGUGGAGCAUGGCGAAGCGGAAAUGGAUAUGGAUAUGGAUGAAGAAGAAAAUGUAAGUAGUGGACGGGCAGUUAAUGGUGUAGGAACUCUGCCCCCUCCUCCGCCACCUUCCCUGGCCACACCAUCUCAGUGGAUUGAUAGGAACUCGGCCGAUGUGCCUAUAACAGUUGCACCAAGUGAUACAGGCGGAGCUGGCACUCAACAAUGGACUACAUGGCAAUCGUCUCGAGGCAAUUCCACAUCUCAUAUUCCAUCGCUAUUGAAGCUUAAUGUCUGCAAUCCAAAUGAGCCUCACCAUUUUAUGCAAACACAACAAACACAGCAGAGUAGUGAUAAUAGUGGAAGCGAUAUCGACGCUAAUAAGCGUAAAAUGUUGCCUGCAUGGAUUCGUGAGGGCCUCGAGAAAAUGGAGCGCGAAAAGCAACGUCAUCAGGAGCGGCAGCUGCCCGCAACUCCGGAAAAUGAGUCGUCGGUUAUCAAUGUUAAGCAAGUAUCAAGCAAAACACUAACAACACCUGUUAAUCUAUUAAACGUGGCCAGCGACAGUGAAGAUUCAAUUGCUGCUCCUGAGGAGGCAAUGGCUCAACUAAUAGGUAAUGAUGUAUUAUUUAAGACCAAUAACGGAAGUGAUGAAGAGAAAGACAAUGAGGAAAAGGAUGAGAAGCUGCCACAGUCAUUACAGCACGAUGCAGGCGACCAUCAACAUAAUGCAACGACAGUAACAAGGGCAGCCAAUGCUGAAGCUGCAUUAAGUGGUAAAAACUACGAAGAAAGACUUGCAGAUUUGAUGCUUGUUGUGCGUCGCACACUUACCGAAAUACUGCUGGAAACAACCAAUGAAGAGAUUGCGGCUAUUGCAACUGAAACAAUCAAAGCGCAUCGCGCGAAAGCGUCAUCAGCCCAAGUGAUUCGCAAAAGCGCCUUGUCCUCAAUUACCGGCAACUUGGGUUUAGCUGCUUACGGAGAUUCUUCAAGCGACAGCGAUGAGGACGAUAAUUCUGACGAUGAUGGUGGUCACGUCGAACACGGGUUUGACUCAGCCACCAAAGAAGUUAGCAAAAGCACCGAGUUAACCGCGGACGAGCUAAAGGCAAGAAUACGCAAAAGUAAGCGUGCAUUUGAAAAGGUCAUUGAUGACAUCGAGGAGCGUGUGUCGCUGCAGGAACAAAUAGAUGAACAAAAGUUACAAUAUCAUCGCAAGUUAGAAUUGGAGCGCGCUGAGGCUGACAGUGAGCAGCGACCUUCAAUCAGUAGGGCAGAGUCACCAAAAGGCGAAUUCAAAACAAAUUCAACAAAAUCGACGACGGUUUCACAUGAAAAGUCGCAUCACUUAAAUAAUACAGGUAAGCGACUCAGUCGCAAGGAAAGAACGACGCGUUUCAGCGACAAUAAGGACGGCAAACAGGCUCCAAGCUAUGCUAGCCAAGUGGCAACAGUUAUUGCCUCAGCGCAGAGCACUAUAGCAGCUCAUAAGCUGCGUCCUGUACCCAAUCCGGCUACCAAUUUGUUGCAGAUUCCCGAAUCAAUGGCCAGCAUGCUUAGUGCUGCAGACAAGGCACUCGAUAAAGCACACAAAACCACAAAGAAGUCGAAGGCCAGACGUCAGUCGUCAUCAUCAUCAUCUUCCUCCAGCAGCAGCGGUGGCAGUACCAGUAAUAGUUCAAGCGGUGACAGUAGCACGAGUAGUAGCAAUAGUACCAAAUCGUCCAGUAAUACAGAUGUCAGCGCUUCUGCUAAAAAGCACGGCUGCAGCAGUCGGCGACGAAGCAGAGAUAACAGCAAACGCAAACAACGAAGCGAUGCGAGUCACAAAACUCGCAGCAGCAGUAUUCGAUACUCUUAUAGUCGACAUCAUAACACUCGUGAAAACGAACGUAAUCGCGAGCGAGAUCGCGAUCGCGAAAGAGACCGCGAUCGACAUUAUAAUCAACGACGUCAUCGUCGACAACGGAAUUCGAGCAAUUCUGGGGAAGAGGAUGGCAGCGACUAUCGACGCAGUUCUCGACACAGUAGUAGUCGUAGCCACCACAGCAGCAGCUAUGGCAAGCAUCGGGAGAGAACCCGAUCGCGCUCCAAAUCACGCAGCACACACAUUUCCCACUCGUCCGCCUCCUCAUUAAAUUCACACCAACAGCGUAAACGCCAUUAAAAUUAUUACAUUUAUGUAGUCUUCUAUUUACGAUUAAUCAGUUUUAGUACUGACUCGAAAAUAUAUAAAUUUACAACAAAUAGUGUAUGUAAUAAUGUAUUCAAUGAAUGGCGGACUAUUAGUUUCCCCUAAGCAAGGUCUGCGACAAUAGAGAAAUCGUGAAUUAUACAAAAGAUUUGGGCGAUGCGUGUUGAUUCAGUUAUAUUAGACUUGGCACACAUGCUUAUUUAUUAAAUAUUUUGAAGAACAUACACAUAUUAAUAUUUAUUUAGUUAGUAGCGAGCAUAUUAAAUUACAAGAAAAACUUUCGGUUAUUAUGUUAGAUGCUGGAGAAAUGACCAAUAU
This is a messenger RNA of Drosophila sulfurigaster albostrigata, 3038 nucleotides long. Its product is annotated as arginine/serine-rich protein PNISR. Gene Ontology annotation, cellular component: nuclear speck; presynaptic active zone. Lineage: Eukaryota; Metazoa; Arthropoda; Insecta; Diptera; Drosophilidae. The record is from RefSeq and is a predicted model, not a curated record. Gene Ontology annotation, molecular function: RNA binding. The transcript has 9 exons. The coding region runs from base 138 to 2693 and encodes 851 amino acids.